AUGGCUUUAUUUUAUCUUGGUUGGGAUUUGUUGGCAUUGGAGGAAAGGGUACAUAUAUUGGAAAGGCGUAUAGAGAGAAGAAUUUUAAGAGAUUCGCAAGAUCCUUAUGAUCUUCCAAGAAAUGAGUUUUUGAAUAUGUUUCGAGUUAGUCCAGAAUUAGCUAUGGACUUAACUAAUGAAAUUCGUGACCAACUUCAACGAGAACGCAGUACAGGACUUCCAGAGGAAAUUCAAGUAUUAGUAGUUAUAAAUUUCUACGCAAAAGGUGGUUAUCAGCGAGCAACGGGAGAUAAUUUUGUGGUGAACGUGAGUCAGCCCUCAGUCAGCAGGUGCAUUCACAGUGUAACAGAUGCUAUAAAUACAAAACUGUUGAGGCGUUGGGUUCGUUUUCCAAUGACAGCAAUUGAAAGGGACAAGGCUCGAGAAAAGUUUUCAAAUGCCCCACAAGCGUUUGAAGGUGCUAUUGGUGCUGUUGACUGCACACAUAUAAAUAUUCUUGCCCCAAAGAAUCAUGAAGAAGCAUACGUGAAUCAUCAUGGGAACCAUUCUCUUAAUGUUCAAGCGGUAGUUGAUCCAGAGUCAAACAUUUUAAAUAUUAACGCCAGAUUCCCAGGUGCAAGAAAUGAUUCUUACAUAUGGAGUGUUUCUCCUAUACGAAGGGCUAUGGAAUUUCAUUACAAUAGGGGUGAUGCUGGUUAUCCUCUUGAGCCUUGGCUUUUAACACCACUAACACGUUAUCCAGAAGGGACACGACAGUAUCAAUAUACAAAAAAACACUGCAAAGCAAGGAAUAUUGUGGAAAGAUUUUUCGGUGUAUUCAAAAGUAUGUGGAGAUGUCUCUCAUAUCAACGUGUUUUGAUGUAUGCGCCUGAAACUGCUGGGAAAAAUUAUUGUAUUGAACAAGAACCAGUUGGAAGAAAUAAUAGAAUAAACGAAAAUAAUGAAAUUGAAGAUAGAAGAGGGCCAAGGGUGGUUGCAAUGAGAAUACAAAAACAGUUAAUGGCAAACUGGUUCCCUAAUUAUGUCGAUGGUGAUCAAUAA
This is a messenger RNA of Acyrthosiphon pisum (pea aphid), 1041 nucleotides long. Its product is annotated as putative nuclease HARBI1. The coding region runs from base 1 to 1041 and encodes 346 amino acids. NCBI's taxonomy places the organism in Eukaryota, Metazoa, Arthropoda, Insecta, Hemiptera, Aphididae. The transcript is spliced from 5 exons. The record is from RefSeq and is a predicted model, not a curated record.